Lucilia sericata (common green bottle fly) is the source of this 786-nucleotide messenger RNA. Its product is annotated as secreted RxLR effector protein 161-like. The record is from RefSeq and is a predicted model, not a curated record. Bases 1 to 786 code for a protein of 261 amino acids. NCBI's taxonomy places the organism in Eukaryota, Metazoa, Arthropoda, Insecta, Diptera, Calliphoridae. The transcript has a single exon.
AUGGAUGACUGCAAGCCAAUUUCAACUCCAUUGGAUAUUAACCAGAAAAUUUCAAAAGAUAUGUGCCCACAAACAAAGGAAGAGAGUGAUGACAUGAAAACCAUACCGUACCAAGAAGCAAUAGGAAGUAUUAUGUAUGCAGCUCAAGUAAGCCGUCCUGAUGUAUCGUUUGCAGUGGGGGCUUUAGCUAGAUAUAACAAUAAUCCUGGAAAGGCACACUGGCAAGCAGUAAAGCGCAUAAUGAGAUACCUCAAAGGGACAAUAAAUUACAAGUUGCAGUUCUCAAAAGAUGAAAAUGCACACAUUGAAGGAUUCUCAGAUGCGGAUUGGGCUGGCGACUUAGAUGAUAGAAAAUCAACUUCUGGUUACGUUUUCAAAUUUCAAGGAGGUUGCAUUUCGUGGAACUCCAAGAAGCAACAAACAACAGCUUUAUCAACAACAGAAGCUGAAUAUAUGGCUUUGGCAGCAGCUGGGCAAGAGGCGUUGUGGCUACGAUCUCUGUUCAAUGAACUUGGACGAUCAUCGUCUAUUGUGAUAAAGUGCGAUAAUAAAAGCGCUAUAAAUUUGUCGCAUAACAGUACUUAUCAUGCUCGCUCUAAGCACAUUGACAUACGACAUCAUUUUAUAAGAAAUCUCGUAAAUGACAAAAAGGUUGUUAUUGAAUAUCUGAAUACCGAGGAUAUGGCAGCUGAUGUCUUAACGAAAUCCCUAACAAGUUUAAAGCAUUUACAUUGUUGUGAUAUUAUGAAUCUUGGCGUUCAUCCUAGUGGGGGUGUUGGAGAAUGA